Messenger RNA from Schizosaccharomyces cryophilus OY26, 1458 nucleotides. RefSeq names its product URM1 activating enzyme. Gene Ontology annotation, biological process: tRNA wobble position uridine thiolation; protein urmylation. Gene Ontology annotation, cellular component: cytosol; cytoplasm. Gene Ontology annotation, molecular function: thiosulfate-cyanide sulfurtransferase activity; adenylyltransferase activity; URM1 activating enzyme activity. The coding region runs from base 57 to 1286 and encodes 409 amino acids. NCBI's taxonomy places the organism in Eukaryota, Fungi, Ascomycota, Schizosaccharomycetes, Schizosaccharomycetales, Schizosaccharomycetaceae. The transcript has 3 exons. The record is from RefSeq and is a predicted model, not a curated record.
CAAAAAUCCAGAAGUUAAAUUUUUUCCUUCUUCAUUUUGUGAAAAAAUCUAUAAGGAUGGUAGAAAAUUUAUUAAAUCAGAAAAUUGAGAAUCUAGCCUUAACUUCUGACAAUGAACAAGAGCAACUGAGUCACGAAGAGUACGCUAGAUACGGUCGUCAAAUGAUUUUGCCUGAAAUUGGAUUGCCUGGUCAACUUGCAUUGAAGAAUUCGUCCGUUUUGAUUAUUGGCGUCGGUGGGUUAGGAUGUCCUGCGGCUCAAUACAUAGCUGCGGCAGGAAUUGGAACCAUAGGUUUAUUAGACGGUGACGUUGUUGAUAAAAAUAAUCUUCAUCGUCAAGUUAUUCAUUCCACCAGUAAGGAAGGGAUGCCGAAAGCUUUGUCUGCCAAGCAAUUUCUUCAAGAUUUGAAUCCACACGCUAAAAUAAAUACUUACGUGGAAUAUGCAUCUCCUCAAAAUCUAUUUGAAAUCGUUGCAGCAUACGAUAUUAUUUUAGACUGCACAGAUAAUCAAUUUACACGCUAUUUGAUAUCAGAUGUCUGUGUUUGGAAUGAAAAGCCACUUAUUUCUGCCUCAGCCCUUCAAUUUGAAGGACAACUCUGUGUCUAUAAUUAUUGCAAUGGUCCGUGUUACCGCUGUAUGUUUCCAAAUCCUGCUCCUGUAGUUACUAGUUGUGCCAAAUCUGGAAUUCUCGGACCUGUUGUUGGUACCAUGGGUACCAUGCAGGCUUUGGAAACGAUCAAAUUAGCAUUAAGUAUGAAGGGAAUUAAUAAAGAACCGUUUAUUCCUUUUAUCCUCCUUUUCCAUGCGUUUAGAUUCCCUCAAUGGAAGCAUAUUCGCAUUCGUUCGCGUCAACAGUCUUGUGAAUCUUGCGGCCCCCAUAAAGUUUUAACUCGUUCUUUUAUUGAAUCCUCUCCUUCCGAAUAUGUAACUCGUUGUGAUGCUACUCCAAAGGCUGCUAAGAGUUUGAAUCCCAUAAAGCGAAUUACUCCAAAAGAGUUGUCACGUUUGAUCGAAGAAUCGCCCAGUAUGUCAUUUCUGGACGUUCGUGAACCAGUCCAGUAUGGUAUUUGCAAUCUUCCUUUGUUCAAAAAUGUACCAUUGUCAGAAGUUGAUUCUCUCCAUGAUCUGUCUGGAAGAGUAUGCGUAAUAUGUCGAAGUGGGAAUACGUCGCAGGGCGCGGUUAGAAAACUUCAAGAAUUGAACCCUGAUGCUGAAAUUUUUGAUGUAAUUUCUGGUUUACAAGGUUGGUCAAAAGAAGUUGACCCUCUAUUCCCGUUAUACUAGUCAAGUAAAUUCGUUCUUUAGCACGGUCUAUCAUGUAACUUUCAAAGGUUUGGCAUUUUAUUAGAAUAUUGAUUAAAUAAGAACUUAAUGAGAUAUUGAUUAAUUUUUGAAAUAAAGAGAUCUAAUAAAAUAAUCAAAAACAAAUAAAUAGGAACUAAAUGAUAAUUAUUUC